This is a messenger RNA of Oncorhynchus masou masou (cherry salmon), 3054 nucleotides long. Its product is annotated as forkhead box protein O6-like. Gene Ontology annotation, molecular function: RNA polymerase II cis-regulatory region sequence-specific DNA binding; DNA-binding transcription factor activity, RNA polymerase II-specific. Gene Ontology annotation, cellular component: nucleus. The coding region runs from base 709 to 3054 and encodes 781 amino acids. The transcript has 2 exons. NCBI's taxonomy places the organism in Eukaryota, Metazoa, Chordata, Actinopteri, Salmoniformes, Salmonidae. Gene Ontology annotation, biological process: regulation of transcription by RNA polymerase II. The record is from RefSeq and is a predicted model, not a curated record.
UUCUGCGGGUUUAUAAAUGAUUCAUAGAGUGAGCCUAUUUUUAAGCGGAGUAAUUGCGCGCAGUUCGCACAGUCAGCCAGUGUGUUACUAUCAGCUAUGAGUGCGUGUUCUGUUUUCGCGUGAGCGCUUGCGUGUGAGUGAAAGCCGGUCACCAAUCUGCAGAGGAGACGGAGAGGAGAUUCCAGACGACAGAAACAGUGAGCGUGUGGAAACUUCGUGAGAGACAGUCACAUUUUAUUGGCUUUAAUCCUGGGGUUUGAUCGAAUAUAUUGUCAAAGCCUGUCAGCCAGUAUAGCCGUUGGACAAGGGAAUCAACUGUUGCAGCAGCAGACCGUUUUCAAAUGGACACUAGGCUCGUCACAAUUCAUCAAGUCUGUGUUGCUGAAUCUAUACAUGAGUUUGAGAAUGGAUUUUUAACCAUCACCUGGACCGAGUUUAUUUAUUGUGCUGCGCGCUGGAUACAUGUUGUUUAUGGUAUGUUCUGAUACUGCAUAGAGAAUACAUGCUCUUCCAGAAUGAUCCCACUCCACGCCUCUCCUGGCUUUUUGAUAUUGCUUUAUCAUAUUUUUGUAUCAGACAGUAGCAGUUGCUUGUAGGCAAGAAGGCACAUUUGGGCUAUUUGAACCAUUCCAAAGGCAUUUGGAGGAUUAUAGUGGAUUGUUUCUUUCUCUGUGACCUUGCCUCUCCGGCGUUAAUCCAGACGGAUAGAUGCUGAUGAUGGAGAAGAACGGCAUGGACGCGCAUCAGGUUGGAAUCAAUCAUGAAUACGAGCUGGAGGGCCGGCCUCGGUCAUGCUGGCCGCUGCCGCCGUGUCCUGAGGAUUUCCCACGGGGAGUGGAUGAAGCAAAUCGAGGUCUGCCCCUGGCAUCUAUCAAGCUGGAGCAGCUUCAGUACAACGUGCCGACAUGCCGCGGCGGAGCAGCCGAGGGAAGAGGUGGCGCACCAGUAGAGCUCAAACAUCCAUCCAGUGCCCCGGUCCCUAUCGCACCCGGCGCUCCUACAUGCAUGUCGGGGGCUUCCCUCGACGUGGCUGGCCAGCUGCGCAAAGCCAAGUCGUCCCGGAGGAACGCGUGGGGAAACCAGUCGUACGCGGACCUCAUCACGCGUGCCAUUGAGAGUGUCCCGGAGAAGAGACUCACUCUGUCGCAGGUUUACGAUUGGAUGGUGCGCUUUGUCCCUUAUUUCAAGGAUAAAGGCGACAGCAAUAGUUCAGCUGGAUGGAAGAACUCCAUCCGCCACAACCUGUCCCUCCACACUCGGUUUGUCCGUGUCCAGAAUGAGGGGACAGGGAAGAGUUCCUGGUGGAUGCUGAACCCAGAGGGAGGGAAGAUGGGGAAGGGACCCCGACGACGCGCCGCCACAAUCGACUGCCCCAACGGCACCAAGUACCUGAAGAGUAAAGGACGGGCCAGGGGUAAGAGGCCUGGAGCCGGAGCUGGCAGUGGAGCUGUUGGUCGGGGAAGGCGGCAGGGUUACGGCCUGGGUCACGGGGCUCGACCGGGGAUGCAUCAGGGGUCUCCGGAGCAUGGUAGUCCUGCAGGGAAGGGCGGAGCAGGGGUGGGAGGAGAGGAGUACGAUGCCUGGACGGAUCUCCACUCCCGGACCUCCUCUUCGGCUUCGACACUUAGUGGCUGCCUUUCUCCCAUCCUGGCCGAGGCUGAGCCAGAUGAGCCAGAGGAAGGAGGCCUUUCCUGCUCCACCUCCCCCCGCCUCUAUCCUAGCCCUACCGCAACUCGCUCCCCUGCCCUGGGCACUGGGGGGCACUGCCCAGGAACCUCCUUGGAGCUGCCCCAACUUACUGACCUGACUGGGGCUAUCAGCCUGGAAGAGGGCUACCCCCACCCCCAGAACCACCGACAAACCCAGCCUCGUAAUGGCUACCCCAGCCCCUACGGCACUGGCUCCAAGGGGGAAGGCUCCUACUGCGGCCCCGUCUACGGGCAGCCGCCCCUGGGCAUGCUGCAGCUCCAUGCCCCCAUGCCCAUGCAGACCAUUCAGGAGAACAAGCGAGUCAGCUUCCAGCGCCCGCUGAGGGCCUACUCAGAGAACAAUGCACUGCAGAGCCUGCUGACCGGAGGGCCUGGAGGUCCUCAGUACUGCAGUAAGGACAUGGUCACACUGGGAGGGCAAGGAGGGGAGUCACACACGCUGCUGACCCAGGUAACCAACGGGGUUCACAGCCACAAUCAUAGCCAUAGCAACCAUAAUCAUAAUAACCACGAGCAUGGACACAAUUCAGGCCCACACAAUGGUCACGGCUCAGUUCAUGACCAGAACCCCAGCGGUCAUCUUCAGAAUGGCCUCCACAAUCAUGGUCAACCCAACCUGGACUAUAACCAUAGCCACAAACAACACCUCAGCCCGGCCAUUGACUACAACCAGAGUCACAACCACAAACUGAACACAAGCCAUGACCACACUCACCAGUCCAACCAGGGUCACCUCCACGGUCACCUCCAGGGUGGACCCAGACCUCCAGCCCUCCAGGCUCUUUCUCCCAGCGUCAACACAGACAUCCUGCAGCCCUACAGCCUCAAAACCCCCACCCCAACUCCUAGCCACUAUGGCCCCCUCGCCCCCCACCUCCCCAACCCCAACCCCUCGUCCCUUCCCCCCAACCCUGCCUCUGUUCUCGACAUACCCCAGGACCCCUGCCUCCGCCUGGCCUCCGCCCCGGCCCCUCACCCCCACCCUCGCCACCAGCCCUACCCCGGUACCACCUACCACCAGGGUAUAACUAUGACUGACUCCUGGCAUGGCUACUACCACCACACUCUCCACCCCACCCAGAACUACCAGGGCCACCCCCACCACAGCACUCACCACCCCAGCCGCAUGGCUCCAGACCUGGAUGUAAACGUAGACAUUCUCCCCAGCAGCCUAGACUGUGACGUGGAUUCCAUCCACCUCAAUGACUUCAUGGACACAGAGGGGUUGGGGAUGGACUUCAACUUUGACGGCUCCCUGUCUCAAGGAGUGGGCAUGGGCAUGAGCAUAUCUGCUUUCGCCGGAGCGCCGCAGGGACAUCACAGCCAGAACUGGGUGCCUGGGUGA